AUGAUGGAGAAACUAGGCUUCCACAGAGUACUGAACAACCCCGGUCCGGGUAAUCCGGCUAUCCACCACAAUCAAGCGCCGCCCAAGGUGCCUCAGGUCACGCCUUUCAAAAAGCAGCUCAAGGUCGAUAAUGCUCCAGGAAACCAGGUUGCGUUGGCCAACUUGAUCGCAGUGAAUCCAGAUGAUUUCCCAGAAGCCCACAACAACCAGCACGUUUUGUUGGAAAAGACUUUCGUCUACAGCAUUCAGAAAACUCCAGAUCAACCAAGAGGUACUGUCGGUUUGGCUGGACAUGUGAGAAAAUGGUGCAAAACGUCUUUGGGACAGCCUGUCACGCUUGAAUCGUUCAACAUCUUUGAGAAGCUGGGCGACAACACGCAUUACCUCGGAGAAGUCGAUUUUGUGAUUGAUUUCCUUUCGGCCGGUAAGGCUAGGGAUGUGCAUCUCAGCGAGGAGAAGCUUGUGGAGGUGUUCAAGGGAAGAUUCGAGAACCAGAUCUUGCAACCUACACAGCCGAUCGUGAUGGAUUUCGAGGGCUACAUCUUUUUGGUGAUUGUACACGGCGCCCAGGUGCUCAAUUUGUCUCAAUUGGGCAACACCGAGAGAUUGAUGUCGGAGGACUUGUCCACCAAAGGCAUUUUGAUGAACAGCACCAACAUCAACUUCUUCGGCGCCGAGAACACCAAGAUCAAUUUGAUCAAGAAGAAGGGCGCUAAGACAUCCAUGGCCAACAAGCCAAGAGCUAACCCUAUCAUCAACCCUGACUUCAAAUUGGAGAACAUGGGCAUUGGUGGUUUGGACACCGAGUUCCAGCAGAUCUUCCGUAGAGCUUUCGCCUCGCGUAUCAUUUCUCCAGAUCUUGUGGAGAAUUUGGGAUUGCGUCACGUCAAGGGUCUUUUGCUUUACGGUCCUCCUGGUACUGGUAAGACAUUGAUUGCUCGUCAGAUCGGUAAGAUGUUGAAUGUGAGAGAGCCCAAGAUCGUCAAUGGUCCCGAAAUGCUUUCCAAGUACGUUGGUUCUUCCGAAGAGAACAUUAGAAACUUGUUCAAGGACGCUGAACAGGAGUACAAGGCCAAGGGCGAGAACUCUCAAUUGCACAUUAUCAUCUUUGACGAAUUGGACUCGGUUUUCAAGCAGAGAGGUGGUGGCCGUAGUGACGGUACCGGUGUGGGUGACAACGUUGUCAACCAGCUUUUGGCCAAGAUGGACGGUGUGGACCAGUUGAACAAUAUUUUGAUUAUCGGUAUGACUAACCGUUUGGACUUGAUUGAUAAUGCUCUUUUGCGUCCUGGUCGUUUCGAAAUCCAGAUUGAGAUCUCUUUGCCUGACGAGAAGGGCCGUAAGGAGAUUUUGUUGAUUCACACCAAGAAGAUGAAGGACAAUGAUUUGUUGGCCGACGACGUUGACUUUGAUGAGUUGGCUAACUCAACCAAGAACUUCACUGGUGCUGAAUUGGAGGGUUUGGUCAAUUCUGCGUCUUCCUUUGCCAUCAACCAAUACACCAAGAGCGAGAACAUUGCCAAGGUCGACCAGAACAUUGCUAAGAUGAAGUUGACGAGAAACGAGUUCCUUCUCGCUCUCAAUGAAGUCAAGCCCGCCUUCGGUGUGAACGAGGAGGACUUGAACUUGAACUUCCCUUAUGGUGUUAUUGAAUACAACAAGCGCGUGCACUCUGUGUUUGACCGUUUGACUUCUUACAUCGAGGAGGUUAAGAAUUCUGACACCGAGAGACUCAUCAGUGUAUUGUUGCACGGUGAGCCUGGUGUCGGUAAGACAGCUAUUGCAUCCAUGAUGGCGCUCAAGUCAGACUUCCCAUACAUCAAAAUGCUCAGUGCUGAGAACUUGGUGGGCAUGUCGGAGGCAAUGAAGAUCGCUACUAUUGACAACACUUUCAGAGAUGUCUACAAGUCGCCACUUAACGUCUUGGUGAUUGAUAAGAUUGAGACUUUGAUCAAUUACGUCCCUAUUGGUCCUCGUUUCUCCAACGAUAUCUUGCAAAUGUUGAUUGUCAACUUGAACAAGAAGCCACCUGGAGGCAGAAGAUUGCUCAUCAUCGGUACCACCUCCCAAUACUCCGUGUUGAAGCACAUGAGUUUAGUAGAGAACUUCACCAAGACGAUCGAAAUGAAGAAGAUCACCGAGAUCAGCGAGGUCCGUGUGGUGUUCGACGAGAUGAACUUCAUGGAGCCUAACCAGCGCGAGCAGGUGCUCGAACAGUUGAGCCGCUACGGUGACGGCCGUGUUGAGAUUGGCAUCAAAAAGUUGAUCCAGGUGAUGAACAAUUGCAAGUACCUCAAUGCCGAUGUCAACCUGGCAGUGGAGAACAUUCUCGAGGCUCAGGUUCAAUAA
This is a messenger RNA of Candidozyma duobushaemuli, 2349 nucleotides long. It is a transcript of the gene SEC18, whose product is annotated as AAA family ATPase. The transcript has a single exon. The record is from RefSeq and is a predicted model, not a curated record. Gene Ontology annotation, biological process: Golgi to plasma membrane protein transport; intra-Golgi vesicle-mediated transport; SNARE complex disassembly. Bases 1 to 2349 code for a protein of 782 amino acids. Gene Ontology annotation, molecular function: ATP hydrolysis activity; ATP binding. Gene Ontology annotation, cellular component: Golgi stack. Lineage: Eukaryota; Fungi; Ascomycota; Pichiomycetes; Serinales; Metschnikowiaceae.